Triticum turgidum subsp. durum (durum wheat) is the source of this 759-nucleotide messenger RNA. Lineage: Eukaryota; Viridiplantae; Streptophyta; Magnoliopsida; Poales; Poaceae. The record is from the annotation of a GenBank genome assembly.
AUGGCGUCCCAAAGCAGCCCGGCCGGAGCGCCGCCCGGUUUCCCUAAACCUGCGAACUACCUUGCCGCCGCCGAUCUUCCCCGUGCCCUCGAACGCUGCCGCGUGCUGCUGGACGAGCUGCUGCAACAUGAGGACGGGUGGAUGUUCGCCAAGCCGGUGGAUACAUACGAACUCGGACUCCGCAACUACCACUCCGAAAUCCGCCAACCCAUGGAUCUCGGCACCGUCCGCCGCCGCCUUGAACGGCGUCGCUACCAGAACCCGCUCUGCUUUGCCAGUGAUGUCCGGCGUACCUUCCGCAACGCCAUGACCUACAACUACAAGGGCGAUGAUGUGUAUAAGAGUGCUGAUGUGCUCUCUCGCAUCUUCGAGUCAGGGUGGGCCUCCAUUUCUGCAACGCUCCAGUCGCCACCGCCGGUCGCCGAGCGCAGGGCAAGGCUCAAGGAUAAGCUGCCGCGGCUGCCGGUGGACUUGCAGUACAAAGCGGCCGUCAUUAUGAAGGACGUAGGCGGGUGGAUCCAGGAGGUGGAUGGGAGGGUUGAGGUGGAUUUGGACAAGGCCGACGAGGCGACUCUUGACAAGCUCGAGUGGCUGCUCGCUCUCGCCACUAUGAGGAAGGUAAUUAUUUUGUCCAUUUGCACUCCUUGUGUUUCUGAUUUGGGCAGUAUAAUUUUGCGAUGCUUGGUAGCAAUCUUGCCCAUCUUUAUUGCAAUGUUGUUUAGCGAUCUUGUCCAAACGUGCUCGUGUAGGCUGUGUUAA